Molecule: messenger RNA, 459 nt
Organism: Lactuca virosa
Lineage: Eukaryota; Viridiplantae; Streptophyta; Magnoliopsida; Asterales; Asteraceae
Source: the annotation of a GenBank genome assembly
AUGGCAGGAAUGCAGCAAGACGUCCCCUACUAUCAAGCUCUAGUAGUCUAUGGGGAGAUUGAGGUGGGUCUAGAUGACAAUCCUAAAGGAAACCCUGAAGGAGGCCCUGCAAUGGGUCAGGAGGUGGGACCCGGAGUGGAACCGGAAGAGUGCGUGGUAACUGAUUACGAAUAUGACGAAUCUGACCGGGAGUCAGAUGAAGGAAAGGACAUUAAGGAGACACCUAGUAAGCCCCACCCAUCGGAAGCCCUACCAGACCCACACACGAAUCAGGAAAGUAAUACAGACUACAUACGCUCUCUUGAGAAAGAAAUACCCAAUCUCAAGCGUCAACUCUUUGCGGCCGAAGCUAGAGUCGUUCGAGCUGAGAAAAGGGAAAAAGUAAUCACCCAGGAGGUGAAUGAACUGGCUGAACUCCUGAUACGCCAGCUUAACAAUCGAGUGUCAACUUCAUCAUAA